Molecule: messenger RNA, 2928 nt
Organism: Hibiscus syriacus
Lineage: Eukaryota; Viridiplantae; Streptophyta; Magnoliopsida; Malvales; Malvaceae
Product: mitochondrial substrate carrier family protein C-like
Exons: 9
Coding region: 268-2694 (808 amino acids)
Cellular component (GO): mitochondrial inner membrane
Molecular function (GO): S-adenosyl-L-methionine transmembrane transporter activity; calcium ion binding
Source: RefSeq, a predicted model, not a curated record
UGUCCGUACAGAUAAGGCAGAUUCGCUUUAGGAAGCAGCAUAAGUUUCUCCAUCGGAUCCUCCUCCCCCAAAUGUGUUUCUAUAUUGGUGGAAUCUUUUUAAUUGGUGUGGAGAAUUUGUUGAACCUUAAGGAGAAGUGAACGUUUCGAGUUUACAUUACAAGAAAGUUGAAUAUGGUUUUUUGUUGAACUUCGAUAGAGAAGGAGAGAGAUAAGGGGAAUUUGUUCUAAAGAGUGAGGAGUCUUUGAGGUGGUGGAACUAGGAGUAAUGGUGUCUAAGAAUGAUCCAAUUGAGUCAAUUUCAAAUUCGAUUCACUUUAUAAAAGAAACAUUUUUACCUCUUGAAUUGGGCAUUAAGAAAGCUGCAAAAGAUCUCCAGAGUUGUUGGGGAGCUUCACAUGUCAAAGGCGAUAAUGUUGAAUUGACUGCUCAUUUGAAUGGUAGUGAUAGGAAUGAUAAGGUUCAAAUUUUUUGUGUGAAGAAGAGUAGAGGUGUUAGUAAUGGGAUGUGUUGUGUUGGUUGUGAAGAAAGAAAGAAAAGGCGGUGUAUUAAGGUUCCCAUCAAGGUUUUGAUGGGAUUGUUUUCGCCUGCAAAUGGGCAGAACAAAGAGAAAGUCGGUUUGGAUAGAAAAGGAUUGAAAGAGACAAAUAUGGAUGGAGAUGAAAGGUCUUGUAUGAACUGCUUGCAGUUUGCAGUGACUUGGUCAGUGUUGAUUAACAGUUUUUCCCUGGCUUUACCAAGCUCAUUUAAGUCAGGGAGGAAGCGAAAUCAGAAAGUGGGUGACAGAGAUAAUAUGCAAUCAAAGAUUUUAUUCGAGUAUAGAGAGUCAAAAACUCAUUUUGUUGUAAAGAAUGAGGGUUUGGAACAUAAUGAUGGGAAAAAUAUAUCAAUUGAAUGCUUUGUAGGGUUCAUAUUUGACCAGUUGAUUCAAAAUCUUCAGAAGUUUGAUCCACUUCUACAGGAAAGUAAUAAGAAGCAUUGUGAUAGUCCACUGACUUCAUCUCCACCAUCACAGUUCAAUCUUUUAAAAGCGGUGACAAGUAUUUGGGAAAAUCAAAAGGUUGAUGUAAAUGGAUUUUUGGGAAAUUUGAAGUUUGCUAGAGUGGGAGGUGUUCCUCAGGGUAUGAUAGGAGUUGCUUCUUCAGUGAAUGAAGAGGGUGAUGAUGAUGGUGUUACCGGCAGCACGGAAAAAAGAGGUAGAAAUUCCCCUCAGAAAUUGGCGAGUGAAAUCCUGAGCAUUCCUCUAUCAAAUGUGGAGCGACUGAGAUCCACCUUAUCCACUGUCUCACUCGCAGAACUAAUUGAGCUUCUUCCACCUUUGGGUCGCUCUUUGCAAGACCAUCCUGACAAGAAGAAGUUAUUCUCUGUCCAGGAUUUCUUCAGAUACACAGAAUCUGAAGGAAGGAGGUUCUUUGAAGAACUAGAUAGAGAUGGUGAUGGCCAAGUAAAUUUAGAAGAUCUUGAAGUUGCUAUGAAGAAAAGAAAAUUGCCUCAGAAAUAUGCUCGGGAAUUCAUGUGCCGCACUAGAAGAAACCUCUUUUCAAAAUCUUUUGGUUGGAAGCAGUUUUUGUCCUUGAUGGAACAGAAGGAGCCAACCAUUCUCAGAGCUUAUACUUCUCUCUGGUUGAGCAAGUCUGGAACCCUCCAAAAAAGUGAAAUAUUGGCAUCACUUAAAAAUGUUGGACUUCCUGCAAAUGAAGACAAUGCUGUUGCUAUGAUGAGAUUUUUGAAUGCAGACACCGAAGAAUCUAUUUCCUAUGGACACUUCCGCAAUUUUAUGCUUCUGUUGCCUUCAGACCGGCUUCUUCAAGAUGAUCCACGAAAUAUCUGGUUUGAGGCUGCCACGGUUGUUGCUGUUGCACCACCUGUGGAAAUACCUGCUGGAAGUGUUCUUAAAUCUGCACUGGCAGGGGGUCUUUCAUGUGCACUCUCAACAUCUUUACUGCACCCAGUUGAUACUAUAAAGACUCGAGUGCAAGCAUCAACUCUGACCUUCCCAGAAAUCAUAUCAAAGCUUCCACAAAUUGGAGUUAGGGGGCUAUAUAGGGGUUCAAUCCCUGCCAUUAUUGGCCAGUUUUCAAGCCAUGGUCUUCGAACAGGAAUAUUUGAAGCAAGUAAACUUGUAUUGGUCAAUGUUGCUCCAGACCUCCCUGACAUCCAGGUUCAAUCCAUGGCAUCAUUCUGCAGCACAGUUCUGGGAACGGCUGUGCGGAUUCCUUGUGAGGUACUAAAACAGCGUUUGCAGGCUGGCCUAUUUGACAAUGUUGGAGAAGCUCUUGUUGGUACGUGGCACCAGGAUGGUCUAAAGGGCUUUUUCCGUGGGACUGGGGCCACUCUUUGCCGCGAGGUUCCAUUCUACGUCGCAGGGAUGGGGCUUUAUGCUGAAUCUAAAAAGCUUGCGCAACAACUUCUAAGACGGGAACUAGAACCUUGGGAAACAAUUGCAGUUGGAGCUCUAUCUGGAGGGUUAGCAGCCGUUGUCACUACUCCUUUUGAUGUCAUGAAAACUAGAACGAUGACUGCUCCGGGAGGCCAACCAAUAUCAAUGUCGAUAAUAGCCAUUUCUAUACUCCGAGACGAGGGACCCCUUGGUCUAUUUAAAGGAGCAGUACCCCGGUUUUUUUGGAUUGCUCCCUUAGGUGCCAUGAACUUCGCUGGUUACGAGUUGGCAAAGAAAGCCAUGGACAAAAAUUAAGACGCGGCUAUGAAUCAGCUCGCCGGGACGAAUUCCGGGUAGGUGCAAUACCUUCCAAAGUAAGAACAUAUGAUCCACAAUGGCUUCUGGGAUUUUCUUUUUUGAUCGAAGCAACUGAAUGCUGCUGGAAAUUUUGUGCUUUUCUGCCCAAAACUAAUGGAAACAAGCUGUUUAAAUUUAAUUUGUCGAAAGCUCCACCCAUUUUCCUUGCCAAAAGUUGUAAUAUCUUUUGCA